Verruconis gallopava is the source of this 333-nucleotide messenger RNA. RefSeq lists its product as uncharacterized. The record is from RefSeq and is a predicted model, not a curated record. Gene Ontology annotation, molecular function: oxidoreductase activity, acting on the CH-OH group of donors, NAD or NADP as acceptor. The transcript has 2 exons. The coding region runs from base 1 to 333 and encodes 110 amino acids. Lineage: Eukaryota; Fungi; Ascomycota; Dothideomycetes; Venturiales; Sympoventuriaceae.
AUGGCAUCAUAUCGGCCAAACAAGCGCGUCCCAUCUGCUCCCUAUGGUGCCAGUAAAGCUGGCGUUCGCAACAUGGCACAUACUCUUGCGAUGGAGUGGGCCAAGUACGGUAUCCGCGUCAAUAGUGUCUCCCCGGGUCUUGUCCGUACCGCCAUGACAUACUGGGUUUCUCAGCAACCCGACUGGGAGCAACAACUAAAGUACUACGGUGGCUUUCCUAGAUUAGCUGAGGUUCAGGAACUUGGAGGCGCUUAUGUUUACCUGCUCAGCGAUGCUGCAAGCUAUACUACUUCGAUUGAUAUCCCAGUAAACGGUGUGAUUGGAAUCUGCUAA